This is a messenger RNA of Lactuca saligna, 837 nucleotides long. The record is from the annotation of a GenBank genome assembly. NCBI's taxonomy places the organism in Eukaryota, Viridiplantae, Streptophyta, Magnoliopsida, Asterales, Asteraceae.
AUGGAGCUAAAAGCUCGUAUACUUGUAAUAAUCUCCAUCUCUUCUCUCAUUUUAUUAUAUCUCUCUGUUGAAGGUUUGAGUAUCCUGCCUAUACCAUCCAUAGUCCAACCGAAUUCUAAAUUUAAAUUUGAUGAACCAAAAGAUCAAGGUUUGCCCAACCAGGCGGCAUCUCCACCAUUUUUAUUAGGUUUAGAUGAAGCCAAAGAGACACCAAUUUCAUCCCCGGAUUCCUUGAUUUUCAUAGGCAAAACCGUAGCAGCCCCUGCUUCUUCCUCCCUAUUACCCGAAUCAGAAAUAUCAUUAAGCCCAGAGGCCAUAGCCCCUGCUGCAGUAGCUUCAUACAGAGAUGCAUCACCGUCCUCCUCCUCACCUGCACCGGGUUCUUCCACCCUAUCAGAAAUAUCAUCUAGCCUAGAGGCGAUGACCCCUACAAUAGCGCAAGCUCCAUCAGGAUUCAUUGAUCAGGACAUUGCUUUGGCUAUCGAAGCGCGUAUCAAACAAAGCCAGAGUGAUUCUCAAGUAGCCAUGGAAGAGGCUAAGAAGCUUCUGAAGGAGGAUCCGAACAUUGCUUCUUCAGAAACAGGCAAGUGUCUGAGCAAAUGUGUGGAUAAGUAUGCAGCAAGUCUGAAUGAAUUGAGUAGGGCUAUAACGGAUCUUGGAAUCCGGGACGUGACGUUGCUAGCGGAUGAUUUUGGUGCGGUGGAGACGGAUAUCUUAAGUUGCCAGGCAUGCUUUAAAGACAAAGUUGGUGAGGAUUCCCCUUUCAAGGCAUUAGAGGAGGCCACCACCAAGGCUGCUCGUGAGUGCUUAACGGUUAUGGAUUAUGCUGUCGUUUGA